Echinops telfairi (small Madagascar hedgehog) is the source of this 1740-nucleotide messenger RNA. RefSeq names its product hemogen (gene HEMGN). Bases 1 to 1581 code for a protein of 526 amino acids. The transcript is spliced from 4 exons. The record is from RefSeq and is a predicted model, not a curated record. NCBI's taxonomy places the organism in Eukaryota, Metazoa, Chordata, Mammalia, Afrosoricida, Tenrecidae. Gene Ontology annotation, biological process: regulation of osteoblast differentiation; cell differentiation. Gene Ontology annotation, cellular component: nucleoplasm.
AUGGACUUAAGGAAGAACAAAGCCCAUGUGCAGCUCCCCCAGACACCUGACUCUCAUCAAGAGAACCACGCUCCAGAUGUCAUUGGCACGCGGAGUUUGAGGAAUCGGGAACAGCUCAGGAAAAGAAAAGCUGAAGCACAAGAACAGCAAACUUCGCAAUGGCUCUUUGGGGCACAGAAAAAAGGCAAGCGGCAGAGAACAGGAAAAGGAAAUGAAAGAAGCGGAAAGAGCCAACAAUCUGCAGAACUCAAGGUGAAGCCUCUGGCGCGCAUAGACAAAGCGGCCAUGGUGGAGUUAGUGCUGGCACCUCCAGAGCAAGGAAUGGCGCCUCCUGGGAGUGAAACCAAAGCCGGCCCUCCUGGAACCUCCCAGGAAAAUGCAAGGGCUGAGGAACACGCUCCUGAAGUUUGUCAAGAAGGCAUUAGACAUCAGGAAAAUUGCUCUGAGUACCAAGAGACAGGAGCACAAAAGCAUCCUUCUGAAACGUGCCAAGCUGUGACUGAACCUGAGGAUCUCACACCAAAAAUGUACCAAGAUGUGGCUGAACCAGAAGAUGCUUCUCCUGCAAUGUGCCAAGAAACAGCUGUGUUUCAAGACCAUCCUUCCAAGAUGUCCCCAGAUAUGGCUGAACCUGAGGACCUCUCUCCUAAAAUCUGCCAGGAAACAGCUGUCCUUGAAGAUCAUCCUUCCAGGAUGUACCAAGAUCCGGUGGGAUCUGAGGAGCUCGCUCCUAAAAUGUGCCACGAAAUCGCUGUACUUCGAGACCACCCUUCUAGGAUGUACCAAGAGAUGUCUGAGCCAGAAGACCUCUCUCCUAAACCACACCAAGAAACAGCUGUACGCACAGCCCUUCCUUCUCAGACAGAAGCUGCAGCUGGCCUGGAUGGAGGAUACCCCACACUAGAUGUGCCUAAAGACUGCCCUCUUGGAACAGACCCCCAAACAGCUGAACCCGAAGAAUGGAAUUCAGAAUCAGACCAAGAAACAGCUGAGGCUACACGUAUCCCUCCUCCACUACAAGAGAUCACUGAGCCUACAGACCCUUUUACAAAAACAGGCAGAGAAACCACUGAACCUGACUUCUUACAUAAAACAGAUAAAGUACUGGCUGAGCCCAAAGUCCCCUUUCUGAAAACAGUCCAAGAAACACCUGGGCCUAAAAAAUAUGCUCCGGAAAGAUGCCAAGAAACACCUGAGCCUGAAGAACAUUCACCUGAAAUACACCAUGGGAAGUCUGGGCCUGAAUCAGAAUACUCAGCUGAUGUAUACCAGAAAAUACCUAGAUAUGCAGAUUACUCAUCUGAAAUCUACCAAGACACACCUGGGCCCGAAGACCUCUCUACAAAGGCAUAUACACACAAACAUGUGCCUGAAGAAUGCUCUCCAAUCCCAUACCAAAAAACAGGUGGCUCUCAAGGCCAGGAUCCUAUGACAUACCAGGAAGAUGCUAAGGAUGUUUAUACUUUUUCUCCAGACGUGAAAGUGAAACCCAAAGCGGAGGAGCCACAAGGACCCGCCAGUCGGAGCCCUUCUCGAGAGGAGCGCGGCAAAAGGGACCUGCUCGGCUACGCGCUAUUUUAACAGUCCCAACCCGAGCGCGCUCAUCCGCUGGAGAAUACAUAGCUCUACGAUAGCCUGUGCUCGUCUUUGUUUAUAGACAUAGAAAAGGGACAUAUUUGAAGGAGAGUACAUGUCUUUUAGGGCUUUACCGAUAGAUGAAAUCCACUGUGUGUGUGUGUG